ACAUUUGCGGCUUCGAUCAUCGUGAGCUUGGCUCAUGCUUCAUUCACACCUUCUUCCGAUGGCUUGACAGUUAACACCACCAGUGGACAGCUCCGUGGAUUUGUCAACCAAACAUCCCCUGAUGUUCGUCAAUUCCUCGGCGUCCCUUAUGCUCAACCACCAGUGGGGCCUCUACGAUUCGCUCCACCACAGGACGCAGUCUUCAAGCAACAGAUCAUCAACGCAACCGCCCUUCCCAACUCAUGCAUGCAGCAAUUCUCCAAUGGCUCAACCAUCUAUACUGCUUACGAAACUGAGUUUCUGAUCAGUGGUGGACAAUCAGAAGAUUGCCUCUACCUCUCUAUAUGGACACCCUCGGUGACUGGCAUCGAUGCCAAUGGCUCUCCCUUACCCGUCUUCCUCUACAUACCAGGAGGCGGAUUCACCAGUGGAGGCCAGAACUCGAUGUACAAGAUUCCAGACAAGUGGGUACAAAGAACUCAGUCACAUAUUGUGGUCAUCAUGAAUUACCGAGUCAACGUUUUCGGUUUUCCCAAUGCUGCUGCCUUGACGCAUCAGAAUCUCGGACUGCUUGAUCAGCGUAAAGCCGUCGAGUGGACUCAUCGAAACAUUGCUCAAUUUGGCGGGGAUCCUGAUAGGAUUACUCUCUGGGGCCAGUCGGCUGGCGGAGCAAGUGUUGCCAACUACCCCUACGCUUUUGCAGAUGAGCCCAUCGUGGCAGGUUUGAUUGCUGACUCAGGGGCUACUGGUAUCAUCGCAAAAUCUGAUCCUACGCACUCCAACUUUACCGCGCUGGCUGGUAUGGUUGGAUGCGGCAACAUGAAUGCAUCGGCCGAGCUUGAAUGCGUCCGCAGUGUUGAUUCAACGGUGUUGGAGAACGCUCUCUCGAAUUACGUUAUCAGCAAGAAGUCGCCUACAAUCUCGUUUACUCCUUCUGACGACAACAUCACAGUCUUUACCAACUACACUGAUCGCAUUAUUCAUGGGCACCUUGCGAAGCUAGGAGCUGGGUUUAUACCUUUCACACCAUCUGGUCCUGGUAACACGACUCUUGUCAAUACUACCUUGUCUAUCAUUGCCUGCCCUGUGGCACAAGAUGUCGCUCGCCGCAAUCUCUUUCCAUCGGACUACCCUACCUAUCGCUAUCUUUACACUGGGAACUUCAGCAACAUUUCACCUGUUUCUUGGUUCGGGGCAUAUCAUAGCGCCGAGCUUCCCUUGCUGUUCGGCACACAUGAUGAGUACGGCCCUGGCAACUCUACCAGUUUCGAAUUCGCGGUGAGUCAAACGAUGGAGGCUUUGUGGUUGAGCUUCGCGGUAAAUCCAGCUGCUGGUCCCAAGAGAUUUAACAGCUCUGAUGGUGGUUACUUUGCUUGGCCGCAAUUCAGUCAAAAUUCAAGCAAUCUUGUUGUGUUUGCAGAAGGAGGCCNNAAGCUUUCGAUCAAUCUCCAUGAUGGAGGUGUUAGUAAUGGUACCUUGUCUGAAGACAUCAUGAUUUUGAACAAGCAUGGUGCAUUCGAGACUAUCAAGCAGAACGAUUGGCUCAAUUCGCUCAAGGCUGCCGGAGUCCUCCUCGAGAAAUCCACAGUCGAUGAGGCUCACGUCAAUGGCACUGCUGUACCCAUCGGCAACUUUUCGACCAACGGUACCCUGAGCAAGCGUCAAGCAAGCUGCGACAGUACCUACGCAAUCAUCACAGACACCACUCAGCGCUUCGUCGACUGGGAUGUCCAAAUGUCGCCCGUUGUCUGCGGCGUUGGUGACAUGGACAUCGAUGUCAUGAAAGGANUGUCAGUGCAUCAGAUUCGUGUCUCCAUUCAGCUUUUGACAAUUCUUCCAGAUAUGGUCGCGAACUCCGUCACUGUCAGUGGAGGUGUUAACCCAACACUCAUUGCCGACAAGUUGACCGCACAAUUUGGCGUCAGUUUCAGUCGUACCUGGACCACGCAGGACUCGAUCACGACCAAAGGUACAGUCAAGGACGGCGACUGCGGUGUCAUGAUCACCAGACCUCUUGUCACACGUCGUUAUGGCCGGACUAUGCAAGGCUGUCCUGGUAGCUACAAGCAGAUCGGUACUUGGAUGGCUGACCAACAUGGCGAGGGAAGUUAUGCAGGAAUUGAUUGGGUUUCUGGUGCUAUCUCUAUGUGCAGCAAGAAGCAAGCCGCACCUCCUCUUACCCGCUGCCAUGGUGCCGGCGAGUUUGUGUAA
Molecule: messenger RNA, 2211 nt
Organism: Aureobasidium musti
Lineage: Eukaryota; Fungi; Ascomycota; Dothideomycetes; Dothideales; Saccotheciaceae
Source: the annotation of a GenBank genome assembly